This is a messenger RNA of Phragmites australis (common reed), 2860 nucleotides long. Its product is annotated as cullin-1-like. The transcript has 17 exons. The record is from RefSeq and is a predicted model, not a curated record. Gene Ontology annotation, cellular component: cullin-RING ubiquitin ligase complex. Bases 154 to 2472 code for a protein of 772 amino acids. Gene Ontology annotation, molecular function: ubiquitin protein ligase binding. Gene Ontology annotation, biological process: protein ubiquitination; ubiquitin-dependent protein catabolic process. Lineage: Eukaryota; Viridiplantae; Streptophyta; Magnoliopsida; Poales; Poaceae.
ACAGGCGCAGCGCAGCGGCUCAUCUCCUUCCUCUCUCUCUCUCUCGCCUCGCUCGGACGAGACCGAAGCCAAAAAGCGAACCAGCAAACCCCACGCGGCGGCGCUAGGGUUUGCGCCCCCCCGGCGUCACCGGCGCGGGCACCGGAGGCAGCGAUGGCGGGGCAGGAGCGGAGGACGAUCGAUCUGGAGGAGGGAUGGGCGUUCAUGCAGAAAGGCAUCACCAAGCUAAAGAACAUCCUCGAGGGCAAGCCCGAGCCGCAGUUCAGCUCCGAGGACUACAUGAUGCUCUACACGACGAUAUAUAACAUGUGCACGCAGAAGCCGCCGCACGACUACUCGCAGCAGCUCUACGACAAGUACCGCGAGUCGUUCGAGGAGUACAUCACCUCCAUGGUAUUACCUUCAUUAAGAGAGAAGCAUGAUGAGUUUAUGUUGAGGGAGCUAGUGCAAAGGUGGUCAAACCAUAAAGUCAUGGUUCGGUGGCUCUCACGCUUCUUCCAUUAUCUUGAUCGGUACUUCAUCUCACGGAGGUCACUUACCCCACUUAAAGAAGUUGGACUUACCUGCUUCCGGGAGUUGAUAUAUCAAGAGAUCAAAGGACAAGUAAAAGAUGCAGUUAUUGCUUUGAUAGACAAAGAGCGUGAGGGUGAACAGAUUGACAGGGCUUUGUUGAAGAAUGUCCUGGAUAUAUUUGUUGAAAUCGGGUUGGGUCAAAUGGAUUGUUAUGAAAAUGACUUCGAAGAUUUCUUGCUUAAGGAUACUACAGAAUACUACUCUGUCAAGGCUCAAAGCUGGAUUCUUGAGGACUCUUGUCCGGAUUAUAUGAUUAAGGCUGAGGAGUGUUUGAAGCGAGAGAAGGAGCGAGUUGGUCACUAUUUGCAUAUUAGCAGUGAACAGAAAUUAUUGGAGAAAGUGCAAAAUGAAUUGCUUGCCCAAUAUGCAACUCCACUGUUGGAGAAGGAGCAUUCGGGGUGUUUUGCUUUGCUUCGUGAUGACAAGGUUUGUUGGAAACAUGAUAAGGUUUUGCUUUGCUCCAUUCAUGAAUGCAUCAACAAUAUUGACUACAUUUCUCUAUUGCUACAGGUUGAGGAUCUUUCUAGGAUGUACAGGCUCUUCUCCAAAAUUAGCCGUGGUCUGGAACCUAUUUCUAAUAUGUUUAAAACGCAUGUCACGAAUGAGGGUACGGCCUUGGUCAAGCAAGCAGAAGAUUCUGCUAGUAAUAAGAAGCCAGAGAAGAAGGAUAUGGUUGGUAUGCAAGAACAGGUUUUUGUGUGGAAAAUCAUCGAACUGCAUGACAAGUAUGUAGCAUACGUGACAGAAUGUUUCCAGGGCCAUACACUCUUCCAUAAGGCACUUAAAGAAGCCUUUGAGGUCUUCUGUAACAAGGGUGUCUCUGGCAGUUCAAGUGCUGAAUUGCUCGCUACCUUCUGUGAUAACAUUCUGAAGAAAGGCUGCAGUGAAAAGCUCAGUGAUGAAGCCAUUGAAGAUGCCCUUGAGAAGGUGGUAAGAUUGCUUGCAUACAUCAGUGAUAAAGACCUCUUUGCUGAGUUCUACAGGAAGAAACUUGCAAGAAGAUUGCUUUUCGACAAAAGUGCUAAUGAUGAACAUGAGAGAAGCAUCCUGACAAAGCUCAAGCAACAGUGUGGGGGGCAAUUUACUUCAAAAAUGGAGGGCAUGGUUACUGACCUUACCGUUGCAAGAGAUCAUCAAACUAAGUUUGAAGAGUUUGUAGCUGCACAUCCGGAGUUGAAUCCUGGGAUAGACUUGGCUGUCACUGUUUUGACAACAGGAUUCUGGCCUAGCUACAAAACUUUUGACAUAAACCUUCCUGCUGAGAUGGUUAAAUGUGUAGAGGUUUUCAAGGAGUUUUACCAAACAAGAACAAAGCACAGGAAACUUACCUGGAUAUAUUCCUUGGGAACCUGUAAUAUCAAUGCAAAGUUUGAGGCCAAACCUAUUGAGCUUAUUGUUACGACAUAUCAGGCUGCAUUGCUACUGCUAUUCAAUGGGUCUGACAGGCUUAGUUAUUCUGAGAUUGUAACACAACUAAACCUUUCAGAUGAUGAUGUAGUGCGUUUGCUCCAUUCACUCUCUUGUGCGAAGUACAAGAUUCUUAACAAAGAACCAGCUAACAGAUCUAUUUUGCCCAAUGAUGUUUUUGAGUUCAAUUCAAAAUUCACUGACAGGAUGCGAAGAAUUAAGAUACCUCUACCUCCCGUUGAUGAGAAGAAAAAGGUUGUCGAAGACGUUGACAAGGACAGAAGGUAUGCAAUUGAUGCAUCAAUCGUGCGCAUUAUGAAGAGCCGCAAAGUUAUGGGUCAUCAACAGCUAGUUGCGGAAUGUGUCGAGCAGCUCAGCCGGAUGUUCAAGCCUGAUUUUAAAGCCAUUAAGAAGAGAAUUGAGGAUCUCAUCACGAGGGACUACUUGGAGCGCGACAAGGACAACGCGAAUAUGUACAAAUACCUGGCUUGAUUGGUCGUCGUUGCCAAGUCAAAACAGCUUCGAGACUUGCGUACUACUACCAUGGGGUGGCAGCUACUGCAAUGUAAUGGUGCUUCAACAACUUUUGCCAUGCCAUGAUUUGCAGGGCCUUUUGGGGCUAUCCAUGCGUGCUGUUGCAUAUCCUUCCGGACACAGCAUGGGCUGGACUCAUUUUGUACAUUCGUCGUCAAAUAGUAGAAUCGUUGCCUACAUUAGGGAUAUGCUACGAGGAUAGCGGAGUCACUCUGUAACUGCUGUUCGCGCCGUAUCAUGGCAUGCUUUAAUCAUAUAUUAAGCACUCGCAAGUUGACUUGGAUGAUUGAUACUUUGAAAUGUUGUGGUCUAUGAAAUAGUGGUAACUGGGGUAUUGUGCUGUUUA